UGCGCAUACCUGCAUGGUGUGCAACGGAUGAAAUUUACGACUAUUGUAAACAAAACUCUUUUAAGCAAAAUAAAUAAUGAGUAGAAUAGGAUAGUGAGUUAGCAAGCAGGGUAGCAAGGGCGGAGCGUCGUCGUCGUCGUGCGCUGUGCAACUGUGACUCAUGUCAAUCAGCCUUACUACCGAAAGCGUCGACUUUUGCAAGCGCCCUAGUUUCCUUAUAUGGUUCGUAUUUUAAAGUAAUUCUGAAGGAGUGGGCACGCAUUGCUGCGCCGAGCGUCCGCCGAGCUGCUCCAUCAUGUUCAUGUACGAGCCCCCUACUAAACUCAAUCUCACUUCUGUGGAAGAAUUCCAGGAAGCAUUCCAGCUGUUUGACUCGCGUGGCGAUGGCAAGAUCCACGUCGCACAGAUCGGCGACGCGCUGCGGGCGCUAGGGCAGAAUCCCACCGAGUCGGAUGUCAAGAAGUGCACCCUGCACCUCAAACCCGAUGAGAGAAUAUCUUUUGAGGUCUUCUUGCCUAUUUAUCAAGCAAUAUCAAAAGCACGCAGUGGAGACACAGCCAAUGACUUCAUUGAGGGCUUGCGCCACUUUGACAAGGACGGCAAUGGCUUCAUAUCAUCAGCAGAGCUACGCCACCUGCUGUCCACACUGGGGGAGAAGCUGAGCGAUGAUGAGGUGGAGCAGCUGCUGCAGGGUCAGGAGGACUCGCAGGGCAACGUCAACUACGAGAACUUCGUGCACCUCGUGAUGCAGGGCUAGGCCCCCCCGCCCCCCUCCCCCCCGCCUACACACACUAUUUCUAUUCAAUUCCAUCAUCUCUAAAUAUUCCAAAAUAUGUUUAUAGACUUUUAUAUUUUAACGUAG
Molecule: messenger RNA, 862 nt
Organism: Papilio machaon (common yellow swallowtail)
Lineage: Eukaryota; Metazoa; Arthropoda; Insecta; Lepidoptera; Papilionidae
Gene: Mlc-c
Product: myosin-2 essential light chain
Exons: 4
Coding region: 296-757 (153 amino acids)
Cellular component (GO): myosin II complex
Molecular function (GO): myosin heavy chain binding; calcium ion binding
Source: RefSeq, a predicted model, not a curated record